AUGGAGGGAGCUGAGGAAAACAGAGAAAUAAUCGAUCUGCUCCGUAGAUUUACGAAAAUACGCAGCGAGUGCCCUAACGAGAGCAAGAAGAAGCUCCCGGAGGAGGAGGAAGAAGAAGACGAGGACGUGGAGCUCGGCCUGGGCCUGUCGAUGAACGGGAGGUUCGGGGUGGACCCCAACAGGAGCAAGAAGCUGAAGCGCUGCUCGUCCAUAGCGGACGUGGCCCUGGCGAAGGCAGGGCCCCAAGCGCGCGUGGCGGGGGUCGAUUUGCACGGGCCGCUGUCGAGGACGCGGUCCCUGCCGGCGGGGACGGAGGAGGAGUGGCGCCGGCGGAGGGAGCUGCUGACAGCGAGGCGGAUGGAGGCGAGGAGGAAGAGGAUGGAGAGGAUGAGGAAUCUGAGGGUGCCGCCGAGGGACGCCGCCGCCGCCGGCGGGAGAAAUAUGCCGCCGCGCGAGGCUGUCGAGUCGUCGUCUCAAGGGUCGGUUGGGCCGAUGAGGAGCGGUUCGUCUGGCUCGUCUGAUCUAAUUGAAGGACCGAAACAAAAUGCUGAGGUGUCGCCUUCUAGUUCCAGCAGGCAGAUUCCAAAGGGGCACGAGCCAGCUGGCCGAGCCCUCGAGAGAGAAGCAAAAAGCGCCACGUGUCAACAUGUCAAGAACACGAUGCGCGACAUGCCGUAUGUGACCACUAGAGAAGUCGGGCCUAACGGCCGUAGAGUCGAAGGAUUCUUGUACGGUUACAAAAAAGGCGAGGAUGUUAAAAUCGUGUGUGUUUGCCACGGCUUGUUUUUCACGCCCAAGGAGUUUCUCGAGCACGGUGGGGUCCGGGGUGACGUGGAGCAUCCGUUGAAGCAUAUUGUCGUUAACCCUUUUCCCCUUUUGUGA
Molecule: messenger RNA, 882 nt
Organism: Striga hermonthica
Lineage: Eukaryota; Viridiplantae; Streptophyta; Magnoliopsida; Lamiales; Orobanchaceae
Source: the annotation of a GenBank genome assembly